This is a messenger RNA of Paramecium sonneborni, 1575 nucleotides long. The record is from the annotation of a GenBank genome assembly. Lineage: Eukaryota; Ciliophora; Oligohymenophorea; Peniculida; Parameciidae.
AUGGGCACACAGAAAUCAAAUAUGUAAAUAAUUCAAUUAAUGUCAGUUUAAGAUUUAAAUUAGUAUACUCCUAAUUAAACUAUUAUUUUUUAUUCAAACUUUACUGUGUUUUAGAAUGAAAGUAAUUAAUCAAUUAAUUUAAUCAAUAACACUAUAUUGCCUAAUUCUAAAAAUUUCUCAUAUCCAAUGAAUUUAAUUCUUGAUAGACAAGUGGGAUAUUGUGGAUCUACAAAUUAGAAUUAAACCUAUAAUUUAAACAAACAUUGCAGUUUAACUUAAUUUUCUCAUUUGUCUAAAAGCAUUCCAAACACUCAGAAUUACUCUUUAAUCACUUCAAUAAAUAACGAAUUUUUCGCUUUGCAGAAUAACUUUUAAAUUUAAGCUGUAAAUAGUUAAUUACAGAAUUUAUCUAAUUUUUUUAGCUAUUCAAAUCUAAACUUGAGUGAAUGUUUACAAUCCACAUCAUGUAAUUAUACAUUAUAUUCAAUUUGUUAAAAUGAUAAUGCAUAGUAUUUACUAAACUUUACAUUUAACUUUCAAGGCAUUAUUGUAAAUUCUAGUACUACAUCACUUCCUUAAAACUUUUAAAAUAUUGCCAAAAUAAAUACUCUUCUAUACUAAAUUUUUAUUUUAGGUUCCUAAGUAAAUUAUUAGUAAUAAUUGUAUUGGUUUAACUAAUCUGACAGCAGCUUAAUUGAGAUAUCUGAUCCAAAUAGCGAAUGUCAAGAUUUCUCUAUUGCAUAAAUAGCUACAACAAUUAAUGCUAUUAAUUUAGAUCAAACAAUUAUUAUAUUUUAUAUUGAAUAAGGCAAUAAAUUUUAAUUAAUCUUACUUAAAUAAAUGCUAGUUUAAAGUAACAGUAUCACUUUAGAAAGUAGUUUUUUGGCCAAGAGUUAUAAUUGCGAAAAUUAAAAUUGUUCAUUUCCUCCUUCACAUGUUCAAAUUUUAUCAACUUUUUAUAAUCGAGCAAUUAUUAUUUUGAGUGAUUAUAAUAAUAAUCAAAUGAGCCAAAUAAUUGAUUUUAGAAUUAAAUAGAAUUAAUCUUUACUUAUAAAUACUAUACCGUAUUAUGGCAAUUUCAAUAAUACUGGUUAUUCUUUUUAUAAGAAUGGGGUGUUAAUGCAACAAUUUUCAUCUAAUGAAAUAAACAUUGUUGGAGCUUAUUAUUUGAAUGAUAACCUAUAUGAAAACUUAUUUGAACCCAUUUUGAUGUAAGGUUCAUUCAAUAUUACAACAAAUAAUUAUGCAAUGAUCGUAAAUUAAUAAUAUAAAAAUGGAUCAUCUCUAUACAUUUAUAAUGAUUUAAUUUAUAAUUACUCAAUAGGUACCUGGAAUAUAACAUGUCUUUUUAAUAGAAAAACAUAAAAAAAAAUUAAUGUUUCAAUAUUUUGUAAAAAUGAAUUUUCAAAUGGUACUUAUAAUAUUUCAUUCAACCCACCAAUAUUACAAUAGUCAAGUAGAAGAUGGAUAUAUGCUUUAAUUUCAAUAAUUGGUUUACUUCUUUUGUAUUUUUACAUUAAAGUGAAAAACAAGACAAGAAAUUUAGAAUAUAAUAAAUAUGAAAUCGACUUAUGA